This is a messenger RNA of Lindgomyces ingoldianus, 993 nucleotides long. RefSeq lists its product as uncharacterized. The transcript is spliced from 2 exons. Lineage: Eukaryota; Fungi; Ascomycota; Dothideomycetes; Pleosporales; Lindgomycetaceae. The coding region runs from base 1 to 993 and encodes 330 amino acids. The record is from RefSeq and is a predicted model, not a curated record.
AUGGCCAAAAAGGAAGCUCCGGCCGCCAUUCCUGUCAAGCGCAAUGCGCUGAAGGGCACAUCUAUCAUCAUUACGGGGGAUAUCGAGGGCCAGACGCGCUCUUCUGCUAGUCAAGUGCUUAUUAAUGCCGGUGCGACGAUUGAAAAGAGUUUGAACAAGAAGGUGCAGCUUGUGGUGCUGGGUGAGGGUGCUGGUCCUAAGAAGCUCGAGAAGAUUGAGGAGCUAGGACUUGAAACUAGAGAGUGGGAUGACUUGAUUGAGGAGAUCAGGGCCGAUGGUGGUGAGGCGGCCGGUGGUGGUGAAGAUGAGGACGAGGAGCUAGAUGAGGAAGAGGUUGAAGAGAAACCGAAGCCGACAAAAGGCAAGGCAAAAGCUAACACCAAGGCUAAAGCCGCUCCUACUCCCAAAGUGAAGCCCAGCACCUCAGGCGACUUCUCUCUCGCGGGAAAGACUGUGCUCAUCACCGGCGCUAUUCCCGGUCAUGACCGUAAGUCUGCUGCCGCCAUCGUUGAAGAAGCUGGUGGUGAGGUCGCCAAAUCACUGAACAAGAACGUUGACCUUGUCAUUCUCGGCACCAAGCCCGGCCCAGACAAAUUAGCUAAGAUCGAAGAGGCAGGCAUCGAGACUAUGCAAUGGAAUGACAUGGCUGGGAAGCUGGGUCUUGAGGUCACGCCCGAGAAGGAGGUCGCCAACGUAGAGACGGGUGGGGCUCCAGAUUCCAUCGAUGGCAAAACGGUCAUCAUUUCUGGCACAGUCGAAGGACAUACCCGUUCUGGAGCCCAGAAGAUGCUUGAGAGUGCCGGAGCGAAAUAUGCGAAAUCCCUUAACAAGCAGGUCCAGCUUGUGGUGCUUGGUGCGAAUGCUGGCCCGGACAAGCUCAACAAGAUUGCCGAGAUGGGCAUCGAGACCUGCUCCUUCGAGGACUUGGUCACGAAGCUAGGAUUGGAAGCUGAGGCUAGCGAGCCGCCAAAGAAGAAGGCGAAGAAGGCUUAG